This is a messenger RNA of Paramecium sonneborni, 1212 nucleotides long. The record is from the annotation of a GenBank genome assembly. NCBI's taxonomy places the organism in Eukaryota, Ciliophora, Oligohymenophorea, Peniculida, Parameciidae.
AUGGGAAAUCAUCACUCUCUGAUAAAUUAUCAUGCACCUUUGAACUUUGCAUAAGAUCUAAGUGAAUAACUGAUUGAUUAAGGAAUGCUUCUUCAUCCAGGUUUAGGUUAAAUUUAGCUUUGGAAAAUAAAAGAAAUUAAUCAACCUAUGUUAUUUUCAUUUGUAAAAUUCUAAAUUACUAUUUAGCAUGUACAUAUAUAUGAAAAAGAUUCAUCAAUAAUUGAAAUACAUAAUUUUCGUAGUUCUCUUAACCAUCCUAAUCUAAUAGAGUAUUUUGCCUGUACAAGUUCCUAAGCCCUUAAUAUUGGUAUGGUUUAAUCAUAGUAAUUCUUUUUUGCAUAUCAUCAAAAAACUAUAAAAGAAUUCAUUUAAACUACCAAUUUGGUUGAAGUGUAAAUAUGGAAAGUAAUAAAAUUAAAAAAUUUCAUAGAUAAUUGAGUAAAUUGUAGAUGUUAUGGUUUAUUUGUAAAGAAAAAAUAGAUAUCAUGGAAAUAUCAAUUCAGAAUCAAUUUUCAUAACUGAUAAUUUUCAAAUCAAGUUAUUAGAUAAAAUUGGACAGAAACCAAACAGUCAAGCAAUAAAAUAAGAUGUACAUGACUUAGGAAUUCUUGCGAUAGAGCUUUUAACUAAAAAAAGUAAGCUUUGUUAAAUACUUUAGCAAAUUAAUUAAAUUUUAUUUCUUAAAUAAAAAAUUUACAUAAAAAAUUUACAUUAUAAUUGCUUUAAUUGGUUGCAAAAAUGAUAGAUGAAAACAUUGAUAAAAGACCUGAUUUUCUUUAAAUCUAGAAGAUGAUUUUAAACAGAUUAAAAGAACCAAUAUUUUUCAACAGUCAAGAAAGAAAAUAUGAUCCAUAUAAAUUAAGUGCAAGACUUUCUAAAUAAGAAAAUCAAAUGCCAUUUUCAGAUGAAAUUAAAUCAAAUUAAUGUAACUCACCUUUGUCUAAUUAAUUAUCUUGUUUUGGUGUCCCUUAAAUAAUACUUCGAUGCAACACAUCUCAGAAUCUAAAAGGUGAUUAAUCUAAAAAUCAAUCUCCUCAUUAAAUUUUAGGAAUUUAACCUUCACCUUAAAAAUAAUUAAUUUAAACUCCUUAAUAACCUACAACAGCUACUUAAAAAAAAUAUCGAAGUAUUUCUACAAUUAAUAUUUUAGUAUAAGGACAUGAUGAUAUAUAAGUUUAACCCUACAUUCUAGAUUUUAAUAUUGUAAAUUGA